GCUGUCGGUCCUCGUUCCCUGGCUCUAAGCUUGUCUCCGCCGGGAAGCGGAGGAGCCUGCCUUCACCACGCCCAGUAUUGCGCGCUGGGCCCCCGCAGCGCUGCGCUCCGCCCCGCCUCGCGUCCAUCUCUCCCUCCCCGGCUCUUCCCUCCCCGCCCGCCCUCCGCAGGUUCUCGGGCUGCUCGAGUUGCCCGCCCUCCUCCCUGCUCGGGGGCUCCCGAACCCUAUUUGGUCAUCCGGAGAGAGCGCGGAACGAGAGAGCGAGCCAGGCAGCCUGCGCGGAGCCAGCGCUGCGCGCAGGAGGAACGGAAAGGACCACGUUGCGGGCUCCGCUCAGCGCUUGGGGAGCGAGGACUGGCGUUGGCCGCAGCCUCCGCGCAGAGCUCGCGCCACUCUGUCCCACCGACUAGCCGGUGGCCUGUCUCCUUCGGAACAAUGAGACUCUCCGCCGUAGCGACUUCGGCUCCCUUACUCGUGGCUGCGCUGCAGGUGCUGUUCCUCUUGGGAGCUGCGCACAACUCAGAACCCAGCACCAACCAGACUGAAAAUGUAAAUACUGCCAAUGACACGAUGGUGCCCUCAAAUCUGACCUCUUCUACCCUCAAACCUGUGACCACGCCACCUUCUGCCAACACGUCGGCCCCUGCCAACAAAACGACUGAAGCCCCUCAGGUAACAACCAGGUCGUCCACCCCGGUGACGAACAGCACCCCGACACCUCCGACAACAACAAGGAGUGCCCCUCCGACCACAACAGCCCACAGUGCCUCAAAGUCGUCAGCUUCUACCACCAGCAAUGGUACAGUGACAACCACUGCUGCACUGACCACAGCCACAGCCAACAUCAAUGCCCAGAUAAGUAAAGGAUCAAAAUUUGACAUUGGCAGCUUUGUUGGUGGCAUCGUAUUAACUCUAGGAGUUUUAUCUAUCCUCUACAUUGGAUGCAAAACGUAUUAUUCAAGAGGCAUUCGAUACAGAACCAUUGAUGAACAUGAUGCUAUCAUUUAAAGAAAAUCAUCCAAGAACCAAAGCAGAGGAAGAAAACGAUUCGACCCUCAUCAUUAAUUUCAGAAAAUCUUUCCCUCUUGAAAAGCAUAAAAACCGACCCUACCUACCAAGUAAAAUAUAUUCUAUGAAUGUGUAAAACUUCUCCAUGGUCACUAAAGGUAAAAAAGGGUUGUUGCAUUUGUUUUCAUGUUAUUUGUUUUUUAACGACAAGGCUUGACAGUUUCAAGAUCACAAAUUAACACAAAGCUUGUAUCCUCUUCCCACAAAUACAUUUAAAAACAAAUGAGUUUUGACACGGUGAAAGCCAUUUGUGGUGCUGUGAAAUUGACUCCAUAGAGUCAGCAAUUGGAAGGCAUCCACAUGGAAAGGCAGGGAUAUCAUCUGGGCAUCCGUCCACAGGGGAUGGGGGAGGGACCACUGAUGCCUUGGCUGAUCAUGACUCUCACUCUUUGGAAGUGCCCUUACUUCAUGAGCACAUAAUUUCCAGCAGCGGGUAUACCCCCAAAAUAUAGAAACCUUCCAGUUUGUCAAUGGUAUAGAUGCAACAGAAACUACUCUACCAGCUAGCAAAGAUUGGGGGUGCUGAAUUAGAAUCAGUCUUAAAAUGUGGCCCUUGUUUCUUCAGACAGUACACACGCUAUUCAGUGCAGUUUUUAAAAAAAUUCUUCUCUAACUUCCCCUCAUCUCAAAACCCCAAACUUUCAGAAUUUUUGCUUUAGAGAGUUUUACCUGAGCUGUGUUCCAUUAGGGAUACCAGUUGGAGAGUUUGGAUUUUUAUGUUUUAAUUACUUCAUUUGGGCUUUUAAUCAUAGUUGAGAGGCUAUCUUAUUUUUACUUUUCCUUGCCUUGGUUUUGGUGAAUUAUGUUUUAUAUGCUGUAAUUAUGGACUAGUUGUUAGGAACAAACAAAUCGGAUUGACAUGACAGGAAAGAGCUUACACUGUGGGGUUUUUUUUUUUUAAAUACUGUGAAAAUACAGACUGCCACUGGAAAUUUCUUCUGAUAUUAUCAGCUACAUUCAGAAAUGUCUAAGGAAGUCUCUCCCACCCUCAUUUAAAACAAACAACAACUCUUUUUGUGAUUCUUGGCCUCUUUUAGGGCAAUGUAUAUAGUAGGGAUACUAUACUAAUGAAAGCACAGUGCAUUCCUGGGACACUUGUAUUGCAAAAGUAUUUUCUGGCAUAAUUAGGAGUAAGUGCCCAGAGCUACUCUGUUUGACCCAGUGUGUAGCCCAGCUUGUGAAUCUCAGGGCAAGUCAAGAUUGGGGUGGGGUAUCUAGUCACGAUGAAAAAGAAUUCCUAACAAGCAACCAAAGUAAACCACUGAAAAAUCCGUAUUAUCUAGGAUGCGAUGAAGACUUCCUUAGGUACACCUGGAAUUAACCAUUCACAGGAACAUAAGGAAUAUUUUUCUAACUCGUUCUUAUUUGCAGCAAAUCCUAGCUAUCAAAUGGACAUUAAAUUACUAUGCCUUCUUACUGUACACAGUGGCCCAAGGGAUGUGAUUAAUGUAGGGACUGGUAAUCACUGAUCCCAAAGAUCAAGCUGUGUAGUUAAGAGUCCAUCUGAUGCUGCAUUGGUUAAAAAAAAAAUUUUUUUUUUGUAUAGCACCACUUGUGCAUACUUUGAGGAACAAUAUGGCCAGAUAGCCAAACAGGAGCCUCUGGGUUAUAUGCUACUGACUUCUCCGACCCAGUGUAGGUCAUUCAACCACUCACUCCUUUUGUUUCUUCUCUAUAAAAUAAGAUGAGAGAAUAGUAAAGCCUGCUUCUUCCCAGGUCUGAUGCAGGAAUGGGACUGUAUUCUGUUAAUGCCCAUCCUGUGAGCCUGUUAUUUGAAGUCUGCAGGAACUUGUGUAGAACAGGCCUCCUAAGUUUUUUAAAAUACUUGUUUCGCACUUUGAAGAUGGCAAGCUCCUGAAAUUCUGAAUAUCAAUAUUUGCUUUGAAAUGUUCUAUUUUGUCUUGUGUUUUUACAGAACUUAGAUAAUGCUUUUCUCCUAUUCUUUACAUGGCAAUAUAAUUCGUUAAUAUGAAAAUGCCAUUAUUUACAAAAGCCAACUCUUGAUUGUUUGUUCCCAUUGCUCCUCCCUCCCAAAUUAGAGGAACUAAUACAGAUAAUGAGAAGUAAUUUUUAUUUGAUUUUGGAUUACAUUCUGGGUUUUUUGGUUGUGUAUUUAUUUUCUUAAUUAUGUUGACUUAGGCAUUUAUUAAAAUUAGCUUGCAUUUGGCUGACUUGACAACAGAUGAAGAUAAUCCAGGUGCACAAUUGGAUGAUGGGCAAAAACUAGCCCAAGCUUUAAAAUAGUCCAUAGAUAAUAUACACGGAUGGUAUAAGUCAAACAUAGGUAAUUGAGAGUUGGCAACAUAUUAAAGCAACUUUGUCUUUUCAGAAAUAUUUUUAAAGUAAAUUCUUAUUUCUUUUUUGUUUUUUCCUUUUCUUUUGUUAUUAGUAACCAGCAUUUGGGUAUAUUGUUGUUGUUGCUGAGGUCUAUUUUUAGAUAAGUAAUAAAAUGAAAAUUUGCACUUCAUCAACAAA
This is a messenger RNA of Antechinus flavipes (yellow-footed antechinus), 3543 nucleotides long. It is a transcript of the gene TMEM123, whose product is annotated as transmembrane protein 123. Gene Ontology annotation, cellular component: cytoplasmic vesicle. The transcript is spliced from 4 exons. The record is from RefSeq and is a predicted model, not a curated record. The coding region runs from base 436 to 1008 and encodes 190 amino acids. NCBI's taxonomy places the organism in Eukaryota, Metazoa, Chordata, Mammalia, Dasyuromorphia, Dasyuridae.